AUGGCGGCGGCGGGCGGGGGGCGGCGGGCGCUGCUCCCGCUCCCGGUGCCGCUCCCGGUGCCGCUCCCGCUGCUGCUCCCGGUGCUCCUGGCGGCGGCCGCGGCCGCGCGGCUCUACCGGCCCGGCCACGACCCGCUGACGGUGCUGACGGCCGGCUCGGUGCGACCGGCGCUGCUCAACUCCUCGACCGCCUGGGUGGUGCAGUUCUACAGCUCGUCCUGCGGCCACUGCAUCGCCUUCGCUCCCACCUGGCGGGCGCUGGCGGGGGACGUCAAAGACUGGGAAUCUGCAAUUAGACUUGGUGUGCUGGACUGUGGGGAAGAGGAGAACUAUGAGACCUGCAAGGAAUAUGGUAUUCACUUUUACCCAACCUUUAGGUACUUCAAAGCAUUUACAAAGCAGUUUACCACUGGAGAAGACUACCAAGGAGGAGCAGAUCGAGAGCCACAAACAGUCCAUCAGAAGAUGAUUGACUUCCUCCAGAACCAUUCCCAGGAGGUCAGACCACCUGCUUGCCCACCCCUGGACCCAGUUUGGCCCAGUGAUAUUACUUCUCUUUUUGACAAGAACAGCCACCAUUACACUGCCAUCGUGUUUGAAAGCAACAGCUCCUACGUGGGACGACAGGUUAUCUUAGACUUGAUCCAGUAUGAAAACAUCGUGGUGAGGAGGGCCUUGAAUUCUGACAAGGCUUUCCUGGAGAAACUGGGUGUUCCCUCAGUGCCCUCCUGCUACUUGAUCCACCCAAAUGGGUCCCAUGGCUUAAUUAACAAUUUGAAGCCUCUACGCUCUUUCUUUUCUUCAUAUUUAAAGUCACUGCCAGGUGUAAGAAAAAAGCUCCUUUUGCCACUCCAGCUGCCUGCUCAAGAAAACAAAGAGGAGGGCACAGAAAUCAAGGUGUGGAAAGAGUUUGAUAAGACCAAGCUGUACAUGGCUGACCUUGAGUCGGGAUUGCAUUUCCUGCUCAGGGUGGAACUCGCCACGCACAAGACACUUGAGGGAGCUGAGCUCAAGACCUUCAAGGAUUUUGUCACCAUCUCUGCCAAGCUUUUUCCUGGCCGACAGCCCGUGGUAAAGUUGUUAGAGACCUUGCAAGAGUGGCUGGUGAGCCUUCCAUUAGACAAAAUCCCUUAUGAUGCUAUUCUGGAUCUGGUCAACAACAAAAUGCGGAUUUCUGGGAUAUCUCUCACUAAGAAGGUUCGGUGGGUUGGCUGCCAGGGCAGCAGACCAGAGCUGAGAGGUUACAGCUGCUCCCUUUGGAAGCUGUUCCACACCCUCACUGUUCAAGCUGCACUGAGACCAAAAGCCUUGAUAAAUACAGGUCUCGAGGACAAUCCCCAAAUCGUGCUGCAGGUCAUGAGGAGGUACAUCCAGCACUUCUUUGGGUGCAAGGCUUGUGCUCAGCACUUUGAAGAAAUGGCCAAAGAGUCCCUGGAUUCCGUGAAAACCUUGGACAGGGCUGUCCUGUGGCUCUGGGAGAAGCACAACGUGGUGAACAACAGGCUGGCAGGUGAUUUGACUGAAGAUCCAAAAUUUCCCAAAGUUCAGUGGCCGACUCCAGACAUUUGUCCUGCAUGUCAUGAGGAGAUUAAAGGACUGCACAGCUGGAAUGAAGAGCAAGUCCUGAAGUUCCUGAAAUCUCACUACAACAGUGACAAUAUCCUCUACAAAUACACCGAGAGCCAGACUGACUCCAGUGACCCCGAGCAGGGAGACACCAGGGAGGGGAAGGACAAAAACCUGCUGAAGAAACUGGGGGAAAACAGAGAAAAUAAGCUCCAGGAUAAGGAAAACUCAGUAGAUUCGGGCUCUAAGGUGGGAGAGAAGCCCGGAGGGAAUCCCGGAGCUGUCCAAGGUAGCGGGAAAAACUCGGGGGCCUCAGUGAACCUCAGGGAGGUCAGGCAGGCUGUGUCCUUCCUAGGGAUUGGCUUUUCCAACAUAGACAUGAGUCUCUGUGUCAUCCUCUAUGUCGCCUCCUCCUUGUUUUUGAUGAUCAUGUACUUUUUUUUCAGGAUGAGAUCCAAGAGGUGGAAGGUGAAGUAUUACCGGCCCUCGGUGUAGGAGUUCUCCGUGGCCGUGGCUGUUGGGUCCCAGACACAGCUUUAAUCUUUUAUGAUCAGGGAUUUUAUACAGAGUAUUCCUUUGUCCCGAGGCAUUCCCAGGUGUUGGAUGUGAGGAGCUGGCUGUGAGAAGCCGAGGCACACGUGGCUGUGCUCUGCAUGUGGCAGUGCAGGUUUUUCCAUGACUUUACCACCGACAUCCUUUACUCAUUUUCAGAGUAAACAUUGCAUUAUGCAAUCCACUGUGCCUGCUGGGGGAGGAAAUUGGAUAUUGUUUUGUGUACUUCAAGUCAGGUGUUAUUUUUUUUUUUUUAGUUUACCCAGAGCUGGUUUCACCUCCCUGAGUGCUGAACAGUUCCAGUGGUACUUUGGCUGCUUCCUUUGGAGGAGCAAGAAUUCUGAGGGUUUGUUUGUUUUGUUUUUUCAGGAAACGAGUUUCAUUCUGAUUAAACCAUUUCUAAACCUCUGUGA
Messenger RNA from Neopelma chrysocephalum (saffron-crested tyrant-manakin), 2531 nucleotides. It is a transcript of the gene QSOX2, whose product is annotated as quiescin sulfhydryl oxidase 2. NCBI's taxonomy places the organism in Eukaryota, Metazoa, Chordata, Aves, Passeriformes, Pipridae. Bases 1 to 2061 code for a protein of 686 amino acids. Gene Ontology annotation, biological process: protein folding. Gene Ontology annotation, cellular component: Golgi membrane. The transcript has 12 exons. Gene Ontology annotation, molecular function: flavin-dependent sulfhydryl oxidase activity; protein disulfide isomerase activity. The record is from RefSeq and is a predicted model, not a curated record.